This is a messenger RNA of Erigeron canadensis, 855 nucleotides long. RefSeq names its product aquaporin NIP2-1-like. The transcript is spliced from 5 exons. Gene Ontology annotation, cellular component: membrane. NCBI's taxonomy places the organism in Eukaryota, Viridiplantae, Streptophyta, Magnoliopsida, Asterales, Asteraceae. Gene Ontology annotation, biological process: transmembrane transport. Gene Ontology annotation, molecular function: channel activity. Bases 1 to 855 code for a protein of 284 amino acids. The record is from RefSeq and is a predicted model, not a curated record.
AUGUCUACACCACAUUCGAGUGGUGGCGCAAACGAGAAUUCUAUCAUUACCAUGGAAAUACCAGAAAACCAACCACUUAAAGUCACUAUAAUGUCUCAAGUUUACUAUCCUCCCAGAUUUUUUCGGAAGGUGGUGGCAGAAGUGGUGGCAACCUUCCUCUUGGUGUUUGUUUCAUGUGGAGCAGCAGCUCUUGCAACCAGCGAUGAACACAAGGUGUCUCCGCUUGGAGCUUCGGUUGCUGGUGGUCUAAUUGUGACUGUCAUGAUCUAUACAGUUGGGCAUAUCUCGGGAGCACAUAUGAAUCCUGCAGUCACCAUAGCCUUUGCAGCUGUUAGGCAUUUCCCAUGGAAGCAGGUUCCUUUCUAUGUAGCAGCACAAUUAACAGGAUCCAUUGCAGCUUCAUUUGCCUUAAAGACACUUUUACAACCAAUAAAAUAUUUGGGCACAACCACGCCUUCAGGAACAGACUUACAAGCUCUAAUCAUGGAAAUAAUUUUAACUUUCACAAUGAUGUUUAUCACUUCAGCCGUGGCCACUGACUCUAAAGCCGUUGGAGAGCUAGCUGGUAUAGCAGUAGGAUCAGCGGUAUGCAUUACAUCAAUCUUUGCAGGGCCUGUAUCUGGAGGCUCAAUGAAUCCUGCACGAACCAUCGGGCCAGCAAUAGCUAGCAACACCUAUAAGGGCAUUUGGGUCUAUAUGGUUGGCCCAUUGACUGGAACAUUAUCAGGAGCAAUGUGCUACAGUUUUAUUCGAGCUGCAAACGAGCCAUUUGAGGAAAUGUCUUCAUUUAAGUUCCGUAGAAUGAAAAGCAAUGAUGAAAAUGUUGCAGUAAAAGGAAAUCUAGGUUCUGUGUAA